Populus nigra (black poplar) is the source of this 1919-nucleotide messenger RNA. Its product is annotated as UDP-glucuronate 4-epimerase 5-like. The coding region runs from base 219 to 1529 and encodes 436 amino acids. The record is from RefSeq and is a predicted model, not a curated record. The transcript has a single exon. Lineage: Eukaryota; Viridiplantae; Streptophyta; Magnoliopsida; Malpighiales; Salicaceae.
GCCCGGCUAUCUCUGUCUCUCUUUCGAACAAAAUUUCUAACUUUCCUUUUCCCACCACACCUCGCCUUAUAAACACCUCUACUUUUUUUCCCAAAAGAACCCAAAUCCCAACCUCCAAAAAACCAUCGGCCUCAUCCACAGCCAGCAGCCGCAGCAGUAGCACACCGCCGCCACCACAACUAUAACGUAUUUCUACAAAAGGCUAGAAUCUCUAAAGCAUGUCACUCCUUGACACAACCCGACCUUCCACACCAGGCAAAUUAAAACAAGAAAAAUCAUUACUUUACCUCCAAACCCACCACCAACGUUCCCUCCGCCUCUACUCUUCACUCUCCAAAUUCGCUCUCUCAUCUUUCUUCUUUCUCAUUAUAUUCCUCUUCUUUUCCCUCCUUUCCUCUCCUUCCUCUCCCUCCAACCGCAGCAAAAUCACCAACUCCCUCCCUGGAGGCUCUCAGUGGGAGAAAAAAGUCCUCAAAUCGGCGCGUCCCAAAUUACGCGCCGGCUUCACCGUCUUUGUCACCGGUGCCGCCGGUUUUGUAGGCACCCAUGUCUCUGUUGCUCUGAAGCGGCGCGGCGAUGGUGUUCUUGGACUUGACAAUUUCAAUCAUUACUACGAUGUUAAUUUAAAACGAGACCGACAAAAGGUACUUGAACGAUCAGGGGUUUUCGUUGUUGAAGGAGAUAUUAAUGAUGUUAAGUUGUUGCAGAAACUUUUUGAUGUUGUUUAUUUUACUCAUGUUAUGCAUUUAGCUGCUCAAGCGGGGGUGCGUUAUGCGAUGCAGAAUCCUAAGUCUUAUGUGAAUAGUAAUAUUGCUGGGUUUGUUAACUUGCUCGAGGUUUGUAAAUCAGCUGAUCCACAGCCUGCCAUUGUGUGGGCGUCAUCGAGUUCUGUCUAUGGGCUUAAUAAAAGAGUACCCUUUUCGGAGAAGGAUAGGACUGAUCAGCCUGCGAGUUUAUAUGCAGCGACUAAGAAGGCAGGUGAAGCGCUUGCGCAUAGUUAUAAUCAUAUUUAUGGUCUUUCGAUUACUGGGUUGCGGUUUUUUACAGUUUACGGGCCUUGGGGAAGGCCUGAUAUGGCGUAUUUCUUUUUUACUAAGAAUAUUUUGAAGGGGAAGGAGAUUGGUGUAUAUGAGACUGCUGAUGGAAAGAGCGUGGCUAGGGAUUUUACUUACAUUGAUGACAUUGUGAAGGGGUGUCUAGCAGCGUUGGAUACAGCAAAAAAUAGUACUGGGAGCGGAGGGAAGAAAAGGGGACCAGCGCAAUUGAGGGUGUUCAAUUUGGGGAAUACAUCGCCGGUGCCUGUGAGUAAGCUUGUGAGCAUAUUGGAGAAACUAUUGAAGGUAAAGGCUAAGAAGAAGGUGUUACCUUUACCUAGAAAUGGGGAUGUGGAGUUUACGCAUGCCAAUAUUAGUUCUGCCCAGAGGGAGCUUGGAUAUAUGCCAACAACAGAUUUGGAGACGGGGCUCAAGAAGUUUGUGAGAUGGUAUGCUGGUUAUUUUUCAGGGUCAAAGAAGAAGAAAUCCUGGUGAAUUAUACAUGACUUGCUUUGAAUUUGAAUUUUAUCAUGUUGAAAUAUACUUUGCCAACUUGUCAUUGCUUAUGAUAUAAGGAGGACUAUUUGUCUUGCAAUGCAUUUGAUAUGCUAGGUGGAAGCAUAUUCUUUGCAGGAGAUAUCUGAUCGUCUCAGUAGAAGUGUUUUAUUCAUUGUUUUUUUUUCCACAGGUUACUUUAUUUGUUUUAGGUUUAUAGUCUUAGAAAAUGAAAUUAUUGUUGGAAAAUAAUUUCAAGAUGAGUUCUGAUGUUAAAUUAUUCUGCUCUUGAUUUUGGAUUGGUGCCCUUUGAGCAGCCUUUCUUCAUGUUAUGGACAUUGCCUUCUUUUAUCAUUGAAAAAGCAGCUAAUCGAGUCAGGCAUUCAACUA